This is a messenger RNA of Homarus americanus (American lobster), 491 nucleotides long. Its product is annotated as skin secretory protein xP2-like. NCBI's taxonomy places the organism in Eukaryota, Metazoa, Arthropoda, Malacostraca, Decapoda, Nephropidae. The transcript is spliced from 2 exons. The annotation marks the transcript as partial. The record is from RefSeq and is a predicted model, not a curated record.
AUGUGCGUCGCUUCACCUGGGAGGGCCAUUGGAGUAGCCGUUGCCACAGGGAGGUCUCCUAGGGGUGUUGCAGCCCCUGGUGCGGCUCCUGAAGUCUUCACCGCCCCUGAGAGAGCCCCUGGGGUCGGUACAGCCGCUGCAGUUGCUAUUGCCCUUGACCUGCCCACUGGGGUCCCUGUCUCUGUAGGGCCCUUGAGGGCCCCUGGUGGCGCCGCCGCCCCUGCAAGGAACCCUGGAUUAACCGAGGUCCCUGGGAGGGCCCAUGAGGCCACCACCGCCCAUGCGAAGGCCCCUAGGUGCGUCGCUUCACCUGGGAGGGCCAUUGGAGUCGCCGUUGCCACAGGGAGGUCUCCUAGGGGUGUUGCAGCCCCUGGUGCGGCUCCUGAAGUCUUCACCGCCCCUGAGAGAGCCCCUGGGGUCGGUACAGCCGCUGCAGUUGCUAUUGCCCUUGACCUGCCCACUGGGGUCCCUGUCUCUGUAGGGCCCUUGAG